CCGGCGGCCAUUUAUAGGCGCGGAACGGGCGCUGCGCAGACGGAACGAGCGGGCGGUACCGGGAAUACCGGCGGCUGUAUCGCGGCCCAUCCCCGCGGGAGCACCGAGAAACCCCCCGCGGAGCCCCGAUCCACCUUUUCCGAGCGCCCCUUCGGCCGCCGCUGAGCUUUUGUUUCUGUUCGCGCAGCGCCUGAGCGCCCCCGCCCAGCUUUGUUCUUGUUGCGGCCCUUGCGGGGAAGGCGCGGCCAAGAUGGACCCUUGUCACACCGAGGAGACCGAGGGCGAGAUCCCCGGCUUGGGCUUCAGUGACCGAAGCGAGCAGAUUGUUUCACGUGGGGUAGCGUCAGCCUUUGAAGCUGCAACCACAGAAGCAGAGACAGAGCAGAGCCUCACCCCCAAUGUGAUGCUUAACACAGAGAGCAGCGAGGGAUACGUGGUGAAGGUCCGGGGGCUGCCUUGGUCUUGCUCCACCGAGGAGGUGCAGAGAUUCUUCUCCGAUUGCAAAAUUCUGAACGGGGCUCUGGGUAUCCGUUUCAUCUACACCAGGGAGGGCAGACCAAGUGGAGAAGCAUUUGCUGAACUUGAGUCAGAGGAGGAUGUGAAAUUGGCCCUGAAAAAAGACAGAGAAACAAUGGGACACAGAUACGUUGAAGUUUUCAAGUCAAACAACGUUGAAAUGGAUUGGGUUCUGAAGCAUACUGGUCCCAACAGCCCUGAUACAGCUAAUGAUGGUUUUGUACGUCUUAGAGGACUCCCAUUUGGCUGUAGUAAAGAAGAAAUUGUACAGUUUUUUUCAGGGUUGGAAAUCGUGCCAAAUGGGAUAACAUUGCCGGUGGACUUCCAGGGGAGGAGUACGGGGGAGGCCUUCGUGCAGUUUGCUUCACAGGAAAUAGCUGAAAAGGCUCUAAAGAAACACAAGGAAAGAAUAGGGCACAGGUACAUUGAGAUCUUCAAGAGCAGCCGAGCAGAGGUGCGCACUCACUACGACCCUCCCCGCAAGCUGCUGGCCAUGCAGAGACCGGGUCCGUACGACAGGCCCGGCCUGACGCGCGGGUACAACAGUCUGGGUAGAGGAAGUAGCUUGGAGAGAAUGAGGCGUGGAGCCUACGGAGGAGGUUAUGGAGGUUAUGAUGACUACAAUGGGUAUAAUGAUGGCUAUGGGUUUGGUUCUGAUAGAUUUGGAAGAGAAUGGACUCUUUUCUCCGCAGGGAUGUCGGACCACAGGUACGGCGACGGAUCGUCCACCUUCCAGAGCACGACCGGCCACUGCGUCCACAUGCGAGGUCUGCCCUACAGAGCCACAGAGAAUGACAUCUACAACUUCUUCUCACCUCUGAACCCUGUAAGAGUACACAUUGAAAUUGGACCAGAUGGCAGAGUAACUGGAGAGGCAGACGUUGAAUUUGCUACUCACGAGGAUGCAGUGGCUGCCAUGUCCAAAGACAAAGCAAAUAUGCAACACAGAUAUGUAGAGCUCUUCCUGAAUUCUACAGCAGGAGGGACUGGUGGUGCCUAUGGCAGUCAGAUGAUGGGAGCAAUGGUCAAGGAGUCGGAAGGGGUAGUCCAAGAUUGGAACACUAGCACAUUGCCAGGGAGCCAAUCCAGUUAUGGUGCUCCAGGCAACCAGCAGCUGAGUGGGGGCUAUGGAGGAGGAUAUGGAGGUCAAAGCAGCAUGAGUGGCUAUGACCCCGGGAGCCAGGGCGCCAUGAACAGCAGCUACUACAGCAGUGGGAACCGCGCAUCCAUGGGAGUGAACGGCAUGGGCGGCAUGUCCAACAUGUCCAACAUGAGUGGUGGCUGGGGAAUGUAACCAAUCGCUGACUUUUGGUCACAUCUUUUUUAAAAAACAAAAAAACAAAAAACUAAGUUUAACAGUUUUGCAAUACGAGCUUGUGAUUUAUGCUUUACUGUAAGUGAAUUCAGGAUUGUUUUAAAACCUUUCAGGUUCAGUAUUUUUGAACAUACAGAAAUGAACAUUCAUCUAGGAUGUAAUAACCAAGUAAAGACUAUAACUGUUAAACAAUUUGGAGCGUUUCUCAAGUUAGUUUUGUUGUAGGAGUGUAUUUAAGCAGUAAGCGUAUUUAGGUUAAAGCUGUUUGAAUUAUGUUAAAUGUUGCUCUUAUACCAUAUUACAUCCAACACUGUUUUGAAUACAUGUUGAAAGAGACAUGCUUUUUUGUAAAGAACCAAUAUAGGAGCUGUGUCUGAAAAUCAAAGUGAACAUUUGGCAUGUUAGUUCUAGUUUAUUUCUUUUAAUAUCCUGUAAGGCAUGUUAAAGCUUUUUUUUUUUUAAGUUAAUGGGGGAAACAUGUUGAGACGCAAUACGGCUACUUUAGGAUUUUGGUCUUGGUGUUCGUAUAAAAUUCUGAGGCCUUGAUUUAAUCUUUCAUUGUAUUGUGAUUUCCUUUUUAGGUGUAUUGCGCUAAGUGAAACUUGUUAAAUAAAUCUUCCUUUUAAAAACUGGAA
Messenger RNA from Melospiza georgiana, 2466 nucleotides. RefSeq names its product heterogeneous nuclear ribonucleoprotein H1 (gene HNRNPH1). NCBI's taxonomy places the organism in Eukaryota, Metazoa, Chordata, Aves, Passeriformes, Passerellidae. Gene Ontology annotation, biological process: regulation of RNA splicing. The record is from RefSeq and is a predicted model, not a curated record. Gene Ontology annotation, molecular function: RNA binding. Gene Ontology annotation, cellular component: nucleoplasm; ribonucleoprotein complex. Bases 251 to 1810 code for a protein of 519 amino acids. The transcript has 14 exons.